This is a messenger RNA of Xylona heveae TC161, 3534 nucleotides long. RefSeq lists its product as hypothetical. The record is from RefSeq and is a predicted model, not a curated record. Gene Ontology annotation, biological process: protein phosphorylation; signal transduction. The coding region runs from base 1 to 3534 and encodes 1177 amino acids. Gene Ontology annotation, cellular component: cytoplasm. Gene Ontology annotation, molecular function: ATP binding; protein kinase activity. The transcript has a single exon. Lineage: Eukaryota; Fungi; Ascomycota; Xylonomycetes; Xylonales; Xylonaceae.
AUGGCGGACCCGAUAGCGGGUCCAUCGGAGCGACCAACAUCAAAGGGAAGCGAGUAUGGUGUCGAAUCCAGACAGACUGUAUGGGAUCGUUUCGGCUUCAGGCGAUUAGGCUUUUGGUUUGGAAAGGAAGGCCAACACGACGAUGGCGAUGGCGACGACGACCACCAUCAUCAUCAUCAUCACCGUGAUGCUCGGGAUUUCAUGUCCGACCAUGAUGCUCAAGGGAUCGAGGGCACAUCGCCACCUUCGCCUCAUGGGCGCAACCGUCGUCGAUCGCGCAAAGUGGUCCCCGGCCUGCCGCGCCCAGGAACCUUUAAGCGCCAGAAUUCGGAGCGACGUGAAAGGCUAUUGCCCGUAGAACCGCAUCUCAUCGAGCGCAGGUCUGCAUCUGCAGAUCGCCGAAGAGCAAGAAGCGCCCACCGUUCAAGCUCUGUGCCCCCCGCAGACGUUCCACCAUCAUCUCCACCUGCCGAUGAAAACGACACAACUACUGUUCCGCUGGACAAUUCAACAGCGAAUCGACCUGGGGAUGAAGUAGAGAAGUCUCCCGUCAGUGAGGUUGUUGAAGUUGAUCCAGGAUGUGAGGACCACGAGGGUUUGCAUAUUCAGCCCGAAGCAACACCCCAGGCUCAGGCUUCUCCAUCUAGUCCUAUUCUCUCAGAAACACGACUGGACCCCCACGCACCACCUAUACAGUCGGGAGUUGGCGAAUCAUCAUCACCACCGCAGCAGCAUGACGAUCGCCUCGCGGAUUCUCAAUUUGACGAGUUAAUAGCGACGGAGCUCGAAGAGAGAUGGAUUCUCAACCUCAGCAUGCAUUUUCGUGAUCGAUCCGAUCGAGAGAAAUUCUUUGUCACGUACGCCGAAACGCCAACCAAAUGGCGACGUUUGACUGUAUCAUGCGAUUACCGACAUGCGCCGGAAAAUUCACUAGAGAGCGAUCUCAAGGCACUGCGUUAUCAACGGGACAAGAGCGCGAGAAUCUACGAGUCUAUUCGAGAGUCUCUGCCAGAUAUAGAAUUCUACGAUACAGUGACGAAUUUAAAACUGCAGACAAGCGAUGAUCGUCUGCACGUACAUGUCACGGAGGACGUCAAUGAAAUUAUUCAAUUUCCGCCGCUUUCUGCUGUUGCGCAUUUAAAAUGCGAAAAGUUUCCCGAGAGUUCCAUUCGAUUUGACUCCCAUCUUUCAGGGUUCGUGUACAAGGUCGCUGUGGACGGCCGGGUGCUGAUAAAAAAGGAGCUUCCUGGACCGGACACCGUUGACGAAUUCUUGUAUGAGAUAAAUGCUUUGGAUGCACUCACGGGAUCCCAAAGCGUAAUUAAUUUUGGUGGCAUUGUCGUGGAUGACCUGCAUCAAUGUGUCAAGGGAUUGUUAAUCAGUCUUGCCGAUCAAGGCGCCCUGGUCGAUCUCAUUUACGAUCUCAAGGGACAUAUUCCGUGGCGGAGGCGCGAGAGAUGGGCCAGGCAGAUUGUCCAGGGACUCUCGGAAAUUCACGAGGGCGGGUUUGUGCAAGGGGAUUUUACAUUGUCAAAUAUUGUAAUUGAUGGAGAGGAUAAUGCCAAGAUUAUUGACAUCAAUCGAAGAGGCUGUCCGAUUGGAUGGGAGCCUCCGGAGCUGUCGGCACUAAUCAAGAGUGGACAACGGAUAUCAAUGUAUAUUGGUGUCAAAUCAGAUCUUUUCCAGCUGGGUAUGGUUCUAUGGGCGCUGGCCACCGAGGAUGAUGAGCCGGAGAGACACGCACGGCCGCUCGUAUUCGAGCAUGCCGACGAUAUUCCGUCGUAUUACCGUGAGCUGGUCUCAUUGUGUCUUAGUGACUCUCCCCGAGAUAGAGUGUCCGCUAAGGAUCUCUUGCGCAUAUUUCCUUCUUCAUCCGGCCGUGACUCAGAUCCGCCGCGGAGGAUAGUUCGACGCACCAGCUUUCCGGAGCUGCUGGACCAAAAGGAGGCGAUGUCUUUGGCGAACAAGGAAGAUCGUGAUAUUGAAAACGCUGUGAGCUUUGCGCCAACUUCUUACGGAAAUGAAGAGGGAUUUCCCAGAGCGGAAUCCUAUGAACGACAUUCGGUUGGAAACAGGUCGCCUGGCUAUUGUCACGAUGGCUAUUCGGACAGCCUGAGCUCCUGGGAUGAUGGACAUAGACGAGGCCGGUCGCCAGGUGGCAACGUUAGUCACGUUGACCAUGACAUCAACUCUACUUCCGGGUGUUCCAAAAAUGAGGCUGGCGAAGAGGCCCAAAUAAUAUCAAUUUCACCUUCAGACGAGAAGCAGUGGGAAGAGGUGGAUAUUGGAGGUCAUCCAUAUCUGAUCCGUCGAGAUACAUUCAAGGCCGCAACGACCAACCUCAACGAGCACGGAGAAGAUGGCCCCAAUCUGCCACCAGCAGAAGAUUUGGAAAAGACGGAAGUGUCUGAAGGUCUCGAGGCAGAGAAGACUAGAGAUUUGGAUAUCUCUGUGGGGCACUCUGAUAUUGAGCCGGCCGAGCCGAAUCGGAAAGGAGAUAAGUGUUUGGAAAGGAAUGAGAUAGAUUCUCAAGAAAAAGCCUCACUGGCUGAUCAUGACGGUGGCCUUGAAUGCAUGCCCGCGGAGGGUGCGCCGAAAGCGAUUUCUGCGAUGGGGGAGCAUGCUAGCGGAGUAGAGGAUGAUACAUUUUCGGCAUUACCAAAAGCUCCAGCUGAGCAAAGAAGUGAUCAUUCUGAACGAGUUGCAGAUUCUCUGACAGACGCAACGGCCGAGCCCCUGGACGUACGACAAGUUCCUCUGCCAAGCCAGACAGGGACAGAAGACGAUACCUUGGUCGCUUCUAUCGAUUUGAAUGAGAGGACGCAGGUAGGCCAAGGAGAAUAUGCUAGCCAAAGGGGUGACGACACUGUGCACAAAGUUCCGUCCAAAGAUCGUCUCCCGCAGCAGGAGACCAUUAGGUCCAGGACAGAUCAGUCAGGAAAACCAGCUCUAUCGGAUCAGCACUCAACAGCAACCGGUCUGUUAGAGACGUCUGUUGGGUCUGAGUGCACAAAGUAUAUCCCUCCGAGCGGACUAGAUUCUAAGACUGGUCCAUCCCAAACCCUCUACAGCACGUCCAACGGUCCUUUGGCUACUCCUCAUAUCGAGGACACCCCUGGAGCAUGGCCAGAAACGCCAGCUGACACAUUCGAUUCCCGCCCCCUGGCGCCACAAUCUACGCAAGAAUCAGUACCACCAUCAUCUCUUCCAGUCAAAACGCCCAUAAUACCAAAUCAGACAGAUCCCGCUUUCAACGAAGAUCCAAAAACGACAGCAGCAAAUGUCUCCAGUACAUCAGGCCCCCCGCCCAUUCCAGACUAUAAACCUGUGCCAGAGACACAAGUUGUUGAUACGACCUCAUCAUCGGCAGCAGCGGCAGCAGCAGCAGCAGCAUGUCCGUUGGCUUCGGAGAAUAGCCCCCCACCAAAACAACCCCCUGCUGAACUCUCGCAGCAAUCACAUGCUAUCAGCGCAGGUCCAUUGACGGGCGAUUUGGCUGGUAUCGGAUCACACGCGUGUCGUCUGGACGUGUGA